This is a messenger RNA of Drosophila melanogaster (fruit fly), 516 nucleotides long. RefSeq lists its product as uncharacterized. The record is from RefSeq and is marked reviewed. The coding region runs from base 49 to 336 and encodes 95 amino acids. NCBI's taxonomy places the organism in Eukaryota, Metazoa, Arthropoda, Insecta, Diptera, Drosophilidae. The transcript has a single exon.
AUAAACGUCUCACUUAAAUACAGUGUAGUAAAUCAGUAGAGAAACACGAUGAGUAAAUCCAAAUCUGAGAUGUUUCGCUCCUCGGACAGUAGUUGCAAGGAGAAAGCCGCUCAAGUAGCUAACCUAAGGCUUUGCGGAAAGCCAAGCUAUGUCGUGUGCCGAGGAAAGAUGUCCCCAGACCUUACGGAAAUUAAUACGACCGACAUCAGACAGCCGUACGACGUUGCACUCCGGCAAGAUGUUCAAGACAUUAUAAAGCACCAACUGAAUAUAAUUAAUCUGGUGGAUGGUGUGUACAGGAACAUCGCUGGUUCGAAGGAUAAGAUAACAAGGUAGCCACCAAGUGGUGUGGGCUUUGUCGAAAAUUCCCAGUUAAGCUUAAAUUGAUCAGAGUGACUGUCGCAAUCCAAGCUUCAUACAUCCAUCCAUUCCAGCUAAUGCAUUUGUGUACCCGCAACAUUUGUUGUUUUACUGCGUUUUAAUUGGCAUUAUCAUUUUGUUUUUAUAAAUAUUUAU